Molecule: messenger RNA, 522 nt
Organism: Lentinula edodes (shiitake mushroom)
Lineage: Eukaryota; Fungi; Basidiomycota; Agaricomycetes; Agaricales; Omphalotaceae
Exons: 3
Coding region: 1-522 (173 amino acids)
Molecular function (GO): protein binding
Source: RefSeq, a predicted model, not a curated record
AUGUCCCCCUUCCUUAGCUCGACCUAUUGCAUGGUUAAACAUAGCCAUAUUGCGAACUUUCCUUCAGCACUAUCGCUAGCAACGGGGGACAUCGUCAUGGUUCUGGAGCAGCAGCCGUUAGGAUGGUGGUAUGGGCAGUUGGGGAAGAAGAGAGGGUGGUUUCCAAAGCAUUGUGUGAAAUUAAUCAACGAAGAAAAUUCGCCGACUAAAGGACAUCCGUUUACGACCGAAGACGGCAUCCGCUUUCUGUUGCCACAACGACCAUCAGGAUGGUUGUAUGACGAGCGAUUGAGAACGCCUCAGAAUGCUUUAUCGGUGAACAACGAGGAAGAGGAAGAGGCGCAGAGGCAGAUGGCAGGCAAUACGUACGAGGGUGUAAUGGCCCAGUCUAUGACGAUUUCGCGUUUGCCAACGUUAGAUUGUUUAGAGUUGAUGCAAUCAGCGGGUGUGCAAUCUGCUGAGGAGGUUCCCGAGUCGAAGCCUGAGACCACGAAGUUCUCAUCCAACAGACGUCCGGUUUAA